Molecule: messenger RNA, 757 nt
Organism: Tupaia belangeri chinensis (Chinese tree shrew)
Lineage: Eukaryota; Metazoa; Chordata; Mammalia; Scandentia; Tupaiidae
Gene: NEDD8
Product: NEDD8 ubiquitin like modifier
Exons: 4
Coding region: 241-486 (81 amino acids)
Molecular function (GO): protein binding
Source: RefSeq, a predicted model, not a curated record
GCGUUGUCUCCGCUGUGACUGAGCCGACCGCCUUCUUUUUACUGACGACGCCACUGAAACGAAAGGCGGGAGCGUUCCUGAGUCUGUCGGGAGCCCUACGGCCAGAAGGGGAGGGGUGGAGCCAGACAGUGACCCGGAAGCAGAAGCGACUCCCCCAGGCGGAGUGCUAGGGACCGGCAGCGGCGACCGCAGCGGUAGAAGCAGCGAUUUAUCUGUGUGCGGCACCAAACUGGGAAGAAGAUGCUAAUUAAAGUGAAGACGCUGACUGGAAAGGAGAUUGAGAUUGACAUUGAACCCACAGACAAGGUGGAGCGAAUCAAGGAGCGAGUGGAAGAGAAAGAGGGAAUCCCCCCACAGCAGCAGCGGCUCAUCUACAGUGGCAAACAGAUGAAUGAUGAGAAGACAGCUGCUGAUUACAAGAUCCUAGGUGGUUCAGUCCUCCACCUGGUGUUGGCUCUGAGAGGAGGAGACAGUCUUAGGCAGUGAUGGAUCCUCCCUCUAUUUUACCUCCUUACCCUGUCACUCAUAAUGAGGCACCAUGUAUCCUCUCACUCUAUGGAACAUCAGAGCCACUGCCCCAUCCCCCGGAUGCCUGGUCUGUGUGUGUCUACUGGUGGGAGACUGAGGACCCCAGGAUGCAGUGUUCCUGGCCCAGAGGGCCCUUGCUGGCUGUUGGGUUUUAGUUUGCAGUCCUGUGUGCUUCCUUCUUAUGUCUAUGUUCUUGGUUGUCAAUAAAAUAUUUCCUGGCCUCCUGGAA